UUUUGGAGUGCUGGGGAACUUUUUCCCCUUUUUGAGGCCAGAGGAAAGGGAAUGCCCAAUCCAGAGAGACAUGGGGGCAAGAAGGACGGGAGUGGAGGAGCUUCUGGAACUUUGCAGCCGUCAUCGGGAGGUGGCAGCUCGAACAGCAGGGAGCGUCACCGCUUGGUAUCGAAGCAUAAGCGGCAUAAGUCCAAGCACUCCAAAGACAUGGGAUUGAUGACUCCCGAAGCAGCACCUUUGGGUACAGUUAUCAAACCUUUGGUGGAGUAUGAUGACAUCAGCUCUGAUUCCGAUACCUUUUCUGACGACAUGGCCUUCAAGUUAGACAGGAGGGAAAACGAUGAACGUCGUGGAACUGAGCGGAGUGACCGCCUGCACAAACAUCGUCACCACCAGCACAGACGUUCCCGGGACUUACUAAAAACUAAGCAGACCGAGAAGGAAAAAAACCAGGAAGUCUCCAGCAAGUCAGGAUCGAUGAAGGACCGGAUAUCAGGAAGUUCAAAGCGUUCAAAUGAGGAGAAUGACGAGUACGGGAAGGCGCAGAUCUCCAAAAGCAGCAGCAUCAAGGAAUCCAGGUCAUCCAAACUGCAUAAGGAGAAGACCCGAAAGGAACGCGAGGUGAAGUCUGGGCACAAAGACCGGAGUAAAAGUCAUCGGAAAAGGGAAACACCCAAAAGUUACAAAACCGUGGACAGCCCGAAACGGAGGUCCAGGAGUCCUCACAGGAAAUGGUCUGUCAGCCCCAAGCAAGAUGAUAGCCCCUCAGGAGCUUCUUACGGCCAAGAUUAUGACCUCAGUCCUCCAAGAUCUCACACCUCUAGCAACUACGACUCUUACAAGAAGAGCCCUGGGGGUACCUCAAGAAGGCAGUCCAUUAGCCCACCGUACAAGGAGCCGUCCGCCUACCAGUCCAGCACGCGGUCACCCAGCCCUUACAGCCGACGGCAGAGGUCUGUGAGCCCCUACAGUCGGAGGCGGUCGUCCAGCUACGAAAGGAGCGGCUCUUACAGUGGGAGAUCGCCCAGUCCCUACGGCCGCAGGCGCUCCAGCAGCCCUUUCAUGAGCAAACGGUCUCUGAGUCGGAGUCCACUCCCCAGGAAAUCCAUGAAGUCUAGAAGUAGAAGUCCAGCAUAUUCAAGACACUCAUCUUCUCAUAGUAAAAAGAAGCGAUCCGGGUCACGCAGUCGACAUUCCAGUAUCUCACCUGUCAGGCUUCCAUUGAACUCCAGCUUGGGAGCUGAACUCAGUAGAAAAAAAAAGGAAAGAGCAGCAGCUGCAGCAGCAGCAAAAAUGGAUGGAAAAGAAUCCAAGGGGUCACCUAUAUUCUUGCCUAGAAAAGAGAACAGUUCAGUAGAGGCUAAGGAUUUAGGCUCGGAGUAUAAAAAGUUCUCCAGAGGUGUAAAAUUGGAGAAAUCUGCCCCAGAUACUGAACUGGUGAAUGUAACACAUGUAAACACAGAGGUCAAAAAUUCUUUAGAUACAGGGAAAAUAAAGUUGGAUGAGAACUCCGAAAAGCAACCUGUUCCUAAAGAUUUGAAAGCACAGGGAACAAGAGACUCUAAACCCAUAGCAUUGAAAGAGGAGAUUGUUGCUCCAAAAGAGACAGAAACAUCAGAAAAGGAGAUCCCUCCUCCUCUCCCCACAGUUACUUCUCCUCCACCUCCAUUACCAACUACUACUCCUCCACCUCAGACACCCCCUUUGCCACCUUUGCCUCCGCUACCAGCUAUCCCACAGCAACCACCUCUGCCUCCUCCCCAGCCAGCAUUUAGUCAGGUUCUUGCUUCUAGUACUUCAACUGUACCCCCUUCUGCUCAUCCAAGGACAUCUACUCUGUCCUCUCAGGCAAAUUCUCAGCCCCCUGUACAGGUUUCUGUGAAGACUCAAGUAUCUGUAACAGCUGCUAUUCCACACCUAAAAACUUCAACAUUGCCUCCUUUACCUCUCCCCUUAUUACCUGGAGAUGAUGACAUGGAUAGUCCAAGAGAAACUCUUCCUUCAAAACCUGUAAAGAAAGAGAAGGAACAAAGGACACGUCACUUACUCACAGACCUCCCUCUCCCUCCUGAGCUCCCUGGUGGGGAUCCGUCUCCCCCAGAAUCUCCAGAACCAAAGUCAAGCACACCACCUCAGCACCCAUAUAAAAAGAGACCAAAAAUUUGUUGUCCUCGUUAUGGAGAAAGAAGACAAACAGAAAGCGACUGGGGAAAACGUUGUGUGGACAAGUUUGAUAUUAUUGGGAUUAUUGGAGAAGGAACCUAUGGCCAAGUAUAUAAAGCCAAGGACAAAGACACAGGCGAGCUAGUGGCUCUAAAGAAGGUGAGACUGGACAAUGAGAAAGAGGGCUUCCCAAUCACAGCCAUUCGUGAGAUCAAAAUCCUGCGUCAACUAAUCCAUCGAAGUGUUGUUAACAUGAAGGAAAUUGUCACCGAUAAACAAGAUGCUCUGGAUUUCAAGAAGGACAAAGGUACCAGCAAAGAACCACCUUUCUGUAGGAUGAUUAGUACAUCUUAA
Talpa occidentalis (Iberian mole) is the source of this 2517-nucleotide messenger RNA. Its product is annotated as cyclin-dependent kinase 12-like. Gene Ontology annotation, cellular component: cyclin/CDK positive transcription elongation factor complex; nucleus. Lineage: Eukaryota; Metazoa; Chordata; Mammalia; Eulipotyphla; Talpidae. Gene Ontology annotation, molecular function: RNA polymerase II CTD heptapeptide repeat kinase activity; ATP binding; cyclin binding. The record is from RefSeq and is a predicted model, not a curated record. Gene Ontology annotation, biological process: positive regulation of transcription elongation by RNA polymerase II; protein phosphorylation; transcription elongation by RNA polymerase II.